Messenger RNA from Myotis myotis, 3589 nucleotides. RefSeq names its product sperm associated antigen 4 (gene SPAG4). Gene Ontology annotation, biological process: nuclear envelope organization. Gene Ontology annotation, molecular function: protein-membrane adaptor activity. Gene Ontology annotation, cellular component: meiotic nuclear membrane microtubule tethering complex; nuclear envelope. Bases 157 to 1476 code for a protein of 439 amino acids. The transcript is spliced from 12 exons. Lineage: Eukaryota; Metazoa; Chordata; Mammalia; Chiroptera; Vespertilionidae. The record is from RefSeq and is a predicted model, not a curated record.
CCCAGAAACACGGCAGCGGGCUGGGUCUGGCUGCGGGGCCCGCCGGCUGCAGCAGGCUCCGUGGGUCCCGGCGGCGCGCACCCGCGGAGGGAGGGCCGAGGGCUUGGCGUGGCGGCGGCGACUUUGGCGUCCGCGAGGCGCCGGCGCAGAGUCAGGAUGCGGCGGAGCCCCCGCCCGGGCUCGGCCGCGUCCCCGCACAAGCACACGCCCAACUUCUAUAGCGACAACAGCAACAGCUCAGUGAGCACCACCUCGGGGGACAGCAGCGGCCAUCGGUCAGCUGGGCCGGGGCCCGGGGAGCCCGAGGGCAGGAGAGCCCAGGGCUCGAGCUGCGGUGAGCCCGCCUUGAGCUCAGGAGUGCCCGGAGGAACCGCACGGGCCGGAAGCUCUCGGCAGAAGCCGGCGCUGCGGAGCCACAGUGCGCCGACCGCCGAAGGCGCGGCAACCGUGAGGGGCGGGGCCUCGGAACCGGCUGGCUGUCCCGUUGUCUCUGAGGAGCGGUUCAACCUUCUCUCGACCCUGGAUCUGAGGCAGGAGAUGCGGUCCCCGCGAGUUUUCAAGAGCUUCCUGACCCCACUUUCCCAGGUGCUGAGCGUGUUUUUAUCCCUGCUAGGAGAGGUGCUGGUCACUGUGUACAGGGAAGUCUGUUCCAUUCGCUUCCUGCUCACGGCUGUGUCACUGCUGAGCCUCUUUCUGACAGCACUCUGGUGGGGUCUCCUGUACCUGGUCCCUCCUUUGGAGAGUGAACCUGAGAUGCUGACUAUCAGCGAGUACCACGAGCGCGUGCGCACCCAGGGGCAGCAGCUGCAGCAGCUGCAGGCCGAGCUGGAUCAACUCCACAAGGAGGUGUCCAGCGUUCGCGCAGCCAACAGCGAGAGAGUGGCCAAGCUCGUAUUCCAGAGGUUGAAUGAGGACUUUGUUCGAAAACCCGACUAUGCGCUGAGCUCUGUGGGAGCCUCCAUCGACUUAGAGAAGACAUCCCGUGACUACGAGGACGCAAACAGCGCCUACUUCUGGAAUCGCUUCAGCUUCUGGAACUAUGCGCGGCCACCCAUGGUUAUCCUGGAGCCAGAUGUGUUCCCUGGGAAUUGCUGGGCUUUUGAGGGCGACCAGGGCCAGGUGGUGAUCCGGCUGCCGGGUCGUGUGCAGCUGAGCGACAUUACCCUGCAGCAUCCUCCUCCCAGUGUGGCACACACAGGGGGGGCCAACAGCGCCCCCCGCGAUUUCGCAGUCUAUGGCCUCCAGGUUGAUGAUGAGACGGAAGUUUUCCUGGGGAAAUUCACCUUCGACAUGGAGAAAUCUGAGAUUCAGACUUUCCACCUACAGAAUGACCCCCCAACUGCCUUUCCCAAGGUGAAGAUACAGAUUCUAAGCAACUGGGGUCACCCCCAUUUCACAUGCUUGUAUCGAGUCCGAGCCCAUGGCAUGAGAACCUCGGAGGAAGCAGGGGACAGUGCCACAGGGGGGCCCAAUUAAACAUGCUGAUUGUUAAAAUAGAGUGGAGGUCUGUGCUGAAAGAAGCUGGAGCUGGAUCAGUGCUGGAGGGUCUGUUGGGAGCUCUGGUUGCCUUUAGUAUAUAAAUAUGAUAGGGGGUCUACCUCCCAAUGCAGCCUCUCUUUUCUUGGAGAAGUCCAGGUCAAUAUAGGAGUAGCAGCUCUUGUUUAUGGAUGUUUCCAUGUAAAAGAGAUGGUACUUUGGACAUUACAAACAUUAUCUAACUAAUCCUCACAACCACCGAGGGGGAGACCACUCAAGGUCAUAUACCUAGGGAGGAACAGCAUCACAGAGGCACCCAAGCCCACCUUCCUCCAGAGGCCACCCUUUUACUGCAGAGCUGCCAGUCAGCCUGAAGCCAUGCUGUGAACCUGUUCCCACUCCCAGCCUCUGGGAAAGCCGCCUUUCCUCAGGUAAACACUCAAAAACUGAGGCUUAAGAACUUCUAGGAAGCAUCUAAGUCAGAGUUGAUGCAGGCCUCAUAGCCCCUACUUAGGUUAUCUUCACUGAAACCUCAGUGCCCAACUCAAUACUAGGCACAAUACAGAUGGCCUAGUGUUCACCAGUCUCUGCCCUCAAGAAGCCUGGUAGGAAAGAGAGGAUGCUCCAGAAACGGCAAUUCAUUUACUGAUCCAAGAAUUCUUCAUUAAAAAAGAAUUAGAGGAAUAAAGGAUGGGGACAGUCAUCAAAGGGUUAAUGAGUUCUACCUGGGCAGAGCAGAAAAGGGUGACCAGUAUCAGCAAAGACACAGACAGCAUCUUGGCUGUUAAAAUCCUUCCCCGUGUGUUCAUGUUUUGGAAGAAUAUACGCACUAUUAACAAUGGUAACCCUCUAGGAAGUGUACUGGAGCACAUAUCCAUCUGUUAAUUUGGGGGGUAUUUUGUAAUUGGAAGACAAAGGAAAAAGGUUCUCUCAAAUGGCCUCAAGCCUAAAAUUAGAAAUAUGAACUCUCAUACAGCUUUUCUGGAGGGCAGUUUCACAAUAGGAACCAAAAGCCUUAAAAUUUGUAUACUCUCAAUCACUGCAAUUCCAUCUUUAUGGAUCCAAAGGAUACACAGAUGUAAUAAAAAAUACUUUAAAAAUAUUUUUAUUGAUUUAUAGAGAGGGAGAGGGAGAAAGAGAAACAUCAAUAUGAGAGAGAAACAUCAGUUGCCUCCUGUAUGCAUCCUGACCGGGACCAAACCCACAACUUGGGCAUGUGCCCUGACCAGAAAAUAGAGAACCAGCAACCUCUCAGAGAACAGGACGAUGCCCAACCAAUUAUUGAGUCACAUUAGCCAGGGCCAAAGAAAAUACUUUUAAAAAUAUUCAUCACACGGUUUAUAAAGAAAAAAACUCAAAAUAGCAUCUAAGAAGAUAAAUCAUGUUACAAAAAUUACAUGUAGCCAAUAGAAACGGUAAUAUAAGGUAAUGUUAUAGAAAGUAAUUGAUAUAUGACUAAUUUCUUUAAAAGCAAGCUAGACUGCCCUGACCAUCAUCCCAAUCACCAAAAGGUUGCAGGUUCAAUCCCUGGUCAGGGUGAAGGUGGGAGGCAACCAAGCGAUAUUUCUCUCACAUCAAUGUUUCUUUCUCUCCCUCCCUCCUUUCCUCCUCCCCUAAAAUAAAUAAAUCAUGCAUAUCCUUGGACAAGGAUUUUUUUUAAAAAGGCAAACGACUGGCAUACAUAAAAAAAUUUUAACUUCCAUAUGAAAAGAGUUCUAUAAACCAAAAGAUACUAUACCGUAAACAAAGAGUGUCCUGGGAAGAAAUAUUUUCAACAUGUAAAGAAAGAACUGAAUAAUAAUAGAAUAAAGGCUAUAAAAACCUAUAAAUAACGUGGCUUAGGUGGUUGACUGUGGUCCAGUGCACCAAGAGGUUGCUGGUCAGGGCACAUGCCAAGAUUGCAGGCUCAAUCCCAAUAGGGGGCAUGCAGAAGCAACAGAUUGACAGUUCUCUCUCAUUGAUGUUUUUCUCUCCCCCUCUCUCUAAAAAAACCAAUAAAAAUAUAUUAAAAGACUAAAAGUACAAACCUGUAAAUAGGCUAUCCAUAAGAAAUAAAAUUCAUACGCCAAGGUACAAAUUGAUGCUUCUCUGUUUCUCUUCCUCUCUCUCUAAA